Messenger RNA from Cynara cardunculus var. scolymus (artichoke), 1274 nucleotides. RefSeq lists its product as uncharacterized. The record is from RefSeq and is a predicted model, not a curated record. NCBI's taxonomy places the organism in Eukaryota, Viridiplantae, Streptophyta, Magnoliopsida, Asterales, Asteraceae. The coding region runs from base 273 to 956 and encodes 227 amino acids. The transcript is spliced from 7 exons.
UCACCAUGAUUUUGCGUUUGUGUUUACACGUGGUGAGGAGUUUCCAUCUUUGGUUCAGCAGUUAGUACCAAUUGUUCUUACUCUUGUUUGAGAAUCAACUGUACAAGUUUAGGUUUUUGAUGGCGUUUGACGUUGUUAAAUUGAUUUGUGUUUGUUGUUUUUUUGGGUUAUCUUUUAUAUGAUGAUGUUUAGCAUACCCUUUGGUGAUGGAAGUUGGUUUACAAAUGAAGCUACCAUGUUGUUUGGUUAUCUGGACAGCAGUAGCCUAGUGUAUGCCUUUUAAACACAAGAGAGUCGCGGCGGCCAACUCCUCUCGUCAUAUCUGGCGAUUGUCAAUCGCAAUAUGGAAGGCUCCAAGAAGGGAACUUCGAAGGACACUAUGUCAAACCUUGAGAAACUGCAAGCCGACUUCGCUGUGUACCUCAGGCAUAAAUACUUCUCUGGAAAAGAUAUCGAAGGAGGUGAACCCCCAUGGCCACAAGGGUUUGGCAACGCCUGAAUUUAAACCCUUGGAAGAUGAGAUUUCCACUACGUCCCUCUUAGGCUUGCUACAACCCAAGUGGUUGAUUUCUUAUCUUUUGAAUUCACUUCUCAAUCUUGCAGAGGAAAUCUUUGAGGAAAUUGCAAAGAUAGGCGGAAUGACCAUCAAGGGUAGCCGGUUUCCUCCUACCAGCUCUUAUGAAGAUCCCGUGGCUUAUCGAAAUGGUUUCACUGCCUCAUGUGUUGAGGUUGAAAAGAAUUUACUUGCAGACCUUGUGGAUGAGGAAAACAGGAUUCCCAGACUUGAGUAUCCUGUUAAGCCAGCCAGGAAUCAAGUUGAGCCGUUGGGCGUGCAGGAUACAAGCGAUGACAGCUCCGACUCUCUGCAAGAAAUAUCAGCCGAUGCUUGGAAUGAGGUUCAGUCAGCCAUUAAGCAGGCCAAAUCUGGGGUAGGACCAUCCCAGAAACGUCCGUAAAUGAUGGCUUUCGAUGGAAACAAGCAUACGAAGACGACCCAUGACUGAAGGUUCGACUUAUGAUGGUUGUUUCCAUCCAAUUGACCAAACAUCGUUUGGCGACCGCGAUUUCAUCACCUAUUUAAAGUGACCGUGAUUUCAUCACCUAUUUAAAGCGACCGUGAUUUCAUCACCUAUUUAAAGUCUAGAGUCUUAAAAUAAUCGCAAUCUUUCGAGAUGCGGAUCUGUUGUCUUUCGUGUUGUACUCUAUUUUCGACUUUGGAUUAUCCUUGUAAUGUCUGAAGUCUGGUUUUGAUUUUGCACACCCUCUUGCCUGGA